AUGGCACCUCCAAGUGAGGAGACACCCCUGAUUUCUCAGCGGUCCUGCAGCCUCUCCUCUUCCGAGGCUGGUGCGCUGCACGUGCUGCUGCCCCCUCGGGGCCCUGGACCCCCACAGUGCCUGUCCUUUUCCUUUGGGGACCACUCAGCUGAAGACCUGUGUGUUUGCGCUGCUAAGGCCAGUGGCAUCCUGCCCGUGUACCACUCCCUCUUUGCUCUGGCUUUGGAAGACCUGUCUUGCUGGUUCCCCCCAAGCCACAUCUUCUCCGUGGAGGACACGGGUACCCAGGUCCUCGUCUACAGGCUCCGCUUUUACUUCCCCAACUGGUUUGGACUAGAGAAGUGCCACCGAUUUGGGCUACGAAAAGACUUGGCCAGCGCCAUCUUGGAUCUGCCAGUCCUGGAGCACCUCUUUGCUCAGCACCGCCAUGACCUGGUGAGCGGCCGCCUCAGGGUAGGCCUCAGCCUCAAGGAACAGGGUGAGUGUCUCAGCUUGGCUGUUCUGGACCUGGCCCGGAUGGCCCUCGAGGAGGCUCAGCGGCCCGAGGAGUUGCUGAAGACGGUCAGCUACAAGGUCUGCCUGCCCCCUGGCCUACGCGACCUGAUCCAGGGUUUGAGCUUCGUGACUCGGAGACGCAUCCGAAGGACAGUGCGCCGGGCCUUGCGCCGCGUGGCGGCCUGCCAGGCUGACAGGCACUCGCUCAUGGUCAAGUACAUCAUGGACCUCGAGCGGCUGGAUCCAGACAGGGCCGCCGAGACUUUCCGUGUGGGUCUCCCCGGCGCUGCUGGCGGUCAGGAUACGCCGGGGCUGCUCCGUGUGGCUGGUGGCAGUGGCAUCGCCUGGAGCCCAGGAGAACACGAGGUCCUCCAGCCCUUCUGCGACUUUCCAGAAAUCGUGGAUAUCAGCAUCAAGCAGGCUCCGUGCAUUGGCCCGGCUGCGGAGCAUCGCCUGGUCACCAUCACCAGGACAGACAAUCAGAUCCUGGAGGCCGAGUUCCCGGGGCUUCCCGCAGCGUUGUCCUUCGUGGCGCUCGUGGAUGGCUACUUCCGGCUGACCACGGACUCGCGGCACUACUUCUGCAAGGAGGUGGCGCCGCCGCGGCUGCUGGAGGAGGUGGCUGAGCAGUGCCAUGGCCCCAUCACCCUGGAUUUUGCCAUCCACAAACUCAAGACUGAGGGCUCACGUCCCGGCUCCUAUGUCCUCCGCCGCAGUCCCCAGGAUUUCGACAGCUACCUCCUAACUGUUUGUGUCCUGACCCCGCUGGGCCCGGAUUAUAAGGGCUGCCUCAUCCGGUGCGACCCCACAGGAACCUUUUCCCUGGCUGGCCUUGGCCGUCCCCACAGCAGUCUUCGAGAGCUCCUGGCAGCCUGCUGGAAUGGCGGGUUGCAUGUGGAUGGGGUUGAGCUAUACCUUACCUUCCGCUGCAACCCCAGACCUAAAGAAAAGUCCAAUCUGAUUGUGGUCCGGAGAGGCUGCAACCCACCCACAUCAUCCCCUGUUCAGCCCCAAUUCCAGUGCCAGCUGAGUCAGAUGACAUUUCACAAGAUCCCUGCUGACAGCCUGCAGUGGCAUGAGAACCUAGGUCACGGGUCCUUCACCAAGAUUUAUCGGGGCUGUCACCAUGAGAUUGUGGAUGGGGAGGCCCGAGAGACAGAGGUGCUGCUCAAAGUGAUGGACGCCAAGCACAAGAAUUGCAUGGAGUCAUUCCUGGAAGCAGCGAGCUUGAUGAGCCAAGUGUCAUACCAGCAUCUCGUAUUGCUCCACGGCGUGUGCAUGGCUGGAGACAGUAUCAUGGUUCAGGAAUUUGUACGCCUGGGAGCACUGGACACAUAUCUACGCAAGUGUGGCCACCUAGUGCCAGCCAGCUGGAAGCUACAGGUGAUCAAACAGCUGGCCUAUGCCCUCAACUAUCUGGAAGACAAAGGUCUCCCUCAUGGCAAUGUGUCAGCCCGGAAGGUGCUCUUGGCUCGUGAGGGGACUGAUGGGAACCUGCCUUUCAUCAAGCUGAGUGACCCGGGUGUCAGCCCCACUGUGCUAAGCCUGGAGAUGCUCACUGACAGGAUCCCCUGGGUGGCCCCUGAAUGUCUCCAGGAGGCCCGAACACUUGGCUUGGAAGCUGACAAGUGGGGCUUUGGAGCCACAGUCUGGGAGGUGUUCAGUGGUAUCACAGUGCCCAUCAGCAUCCUGGAGCCUGCCAAGAAGCUCCAGUUUUACCAGGAACGGCAGCAGUUGCCUGCCCCCAAGUGGAUGGAGCUGGCCCUGCUGAUCCAACAGUGCAUGGCCUAUGAGCCAGACCAGAGGCCCUCUUUCCGCGCUGUCAUCCGUGACCUGAACAGCCUCAUCACUUCAGAUUAUGAGCUCCUCUCAGACCCCACACCUGGCACCCUGGCGCCCCGUGAUGGGCUCUGGAAUGGCACCCAGCUCUAUGCCUGCCAGGACCCUACCAUCUUUGAAGAGAGACACCUCAAGUACAUCUCGCAGCUGGGCAAGGGCAACUUUGGCAGCGUGGAGCUGUGCCGCUAUGACCCGCUGGGCGACAACACAGGGGCCCUGGUGGCCGUGAAGCAGUUGCAGCAUAGUGGGCCAGAACAGCAGCGGGACUUCCAGCGGGAGAUCCAGAUCCUCAAAGCCCUCCACAGUGACUUCAUUGUCAAGUACCGGGGUGUCAGCUAUGGCCCAGGCCGCCAGAGCCUGCGGUUGGUCAUGGAGUAUCUGCCCAGCGGCUGCCUGCGCGACUUCCUGCAGCGGCACCGCGCCCGCCUCGACGCUGGCCGCCUGCUCCUCUACGCCUCACAGAUCUGCAAGGGCAUGGAGUACCUGGGCUCCUGCCGCUGCCUGCACCGCGACCUGGCAGCCCGGAACAUCCUGGUGGAAAGCGAGACGCACGUCAAGAUCGCCGACUUCGGCCUCGCCAAGCUGCUGCCUCUCGACAAAGACUACUACGUGGUCCGCGAGCCAGGCCAGAGCCCCAUCUUCUGGUAUGCCCCAGAGUCCCUCUCGGACAACAUCUUCUCGCGCCAGUCGGAUGUCUGGAGCUUCGGAGUCGUCCUGUACGAGCUAUUCACCUACAGCGACAAGCACUGUAGCCCCUCAGCCGAGUUCCUGCGGAUGAUGGGAUGUGAGAGAGAUGUUCCAGCCCUCUGCCGCCUCCUGGAGCUGUUGGCCGAGGGCCAGAGGCUGCCCGCACCUCCUGCCUGUCCUAGUGAGGUUCAUGAGCUCAUGAAGCUGUGCUGGGCCCCUAACCCUCAAGACCGGCCAUCAUUCAGUGCCCUGGGCCCCCAGCUGGAUGCACUGUGGAGUGGAAGCCGGGGAUAGUGUCCAGAGGCAUGAGACGCU
Messenger RNA from Budorcas taxicolor (takin), 3336 nucleotides. It is a transcript of the gene JAK3, whose product is annotated as Janus kinase 3. Gene Ontology annotation, cellular component: cytosol; membrane; cytoskeleton. Bases 1 to 3315 code for a protein of 1104 amino acids. Gene Ontology annotation, molecular function: non-membrane spanning protein tyrosine kinase activity; ATP binding; cytokine receptor binding. Gene Ontology annotation, biological process: cell differentiation; cytokine-mediated signaling pathway; hemopoiesis. Lineage: Eukaryota; Metazoa; Chordata; Mammalia; Artiodactyla; Bovidae. The record is from RefSeq and is a predicted model, not a curated record. The transcript has 23 exons.